AUGUUGAAAAUACUAUUUAAUAAUCGAUAUUUGAAGCCGAUUUAUCUGAUCAGAUCGUACCAUAAUUUGAAAUUGUUUCGCGAAUGUGAACAAACAAAACAUGAUAUGAUUACAGAUCUAGCUGUUGGCCAAGCACUGAAAUCGUGUGCUAACAUAAAAGAUUUUCAAGCUGGCUCCCGUAUACAUCACCGAUAUGCAUCAUUAAUAGAAAAAAACAACUAUUCAAUGGGAUCUCUGAUCGAUUUUUAUAUGCAAUCAAAAGAUGUUGAUAAUGCUCAGUUGCUCUUUGACAAACUGAAGAAGAAAACAGUUGCUAUUUACAGUAUAAUGAUGAAAGGAUAUAUUCGCAACAAUCAGGCACAAAAAGCAAUUGAAAUUUUCUUCCAAAUACCUAAUACAGAUGAGAAAAGUGUUUCAUUGUUUUUUCAUGCAUGCUCACAAGUUCCAAACGAAAAAACAUUAGAAUUAGUGAAGAAAGUUUUUUCUAACCUUCCCGAUCGUUACCAAAAUAACGAAUAUAUUCUGACAAAUGUUUUUAAUGUCUUCAUCAAAUGCAAUGAUCUAUCAAACGCUGAGAAAAUUUUUCCUAAAAUUGCCACCAAUGCGCUUAGUUAUGGAAAUUUUAUGAAUGCAUUGAAUAAAAACAAUCAACCUGUGAAAACAUUAAGCUUAUUUGAAGAAAUGACAAGAAAAUGUAUCAAAUUGGAUGCAACGGUUUCUCUUUUCUUACUCAAUGCGUGUGCUGCCAUUGGAAUUUAUACAGUAUCUCAAUCGAUAUUCGAAGAAAUCCCGAAAUCAUGUCUGAACGAUGUUUAUAUAAAAAAUGCAUUGAUUGAUAUGUGGGGAAAAUCGGGUUGUAUUGGCAAAGCAAAGAAUACAUUCGAAUCUUUGAGUCAACCGGAAACAGUUGGAUAUACAUCAAUGAUUAACUCAUACGGUUUGAAUGGAAUGGGCUUCGAUGCAGUCAAGUUAUUUUAUCAAAUGCCAGUGAAUCUUAUUCGCGAUGAAACUUAUGUAUGCGUUUUAAACGCAUGUUCACAUGCUGGACUUGUUGAAGAGGCUCAAAAGAUAUUUGCAACAGUAGAAAAGAAAACAGAAGAAAUUUGCACGAUUAUGGUCGAUUGUUUUAGUCGCUUGUCACUUUUCACAGAAGCAAAAGAGAUUAUUGACACUUACGAAUCGAAUCAUGCGCCGUCACCAGGAAUGCUUAUGGCGUUAUUGUCUGGCGCUCGAAAUGCGAAGAACUUAGAUUUAGCAGAAAAAACUUUUCAUCGUAUCCAGAAACAUUUCCCUCAACUAAAACAUCGAAUAGUUGCUGCGUCUGUUUUACUUGCAAAUGCCGAUGCAUCGAUAGUUAAUGGCAAGAUAUAUGUAUUUCGUGCUCACGAUUCAUCGCAUCCUCAGUCAAAGGAAAUCAAUCAAGAACUCACUUCGCACGGUCAUGAUUACGAUUCGAGUUGGAUCACACGUUCGUUAAAUUCAGAUGAAACUAUUGAAUCAGUUCUGUGUGGCCACAGUGAAAGGCUCACAAUCGCUUGGAACUUUGUCGUCCAUCCCAAUGCAUCACGAAUUCAAAUUACAAAAAAUCUUCGUGUCUGCGGUGAUUGUCAUCGAGCAACAAAAUUGAUUGCAAGUAUCCGACAAUGUGAAAUAAUUGUUCGCGACGCAAAUCGUAUUCAUCAUUUCUAUCGAAAUGGGCAAUGCUCAUGUAACGAUCAUUUCUAA
Molecule: messenger RNA, 1725 nt
Organism: Adineta ricciae
Lineage: Eukaryota; Metazoa; Rotifera; Eurotatoria; Adinetida; Adinetidae
Source: the annotation of a GenBank genome assembly